UAAAAUAGGGUAAAGAUAUGCCGUUGUAAUGCUGGUUGAUGGAAAACUAGUUUAGCGUUCUUAUGGUAACUAAGCUACUAGUCAUAGCGACCUUGAAAUUGGCUAAAGCGCCCAUUGAAAUAUUAAGUCAGCCUUCAGCAAAGAGCGGGUUAAUUAUAUUAGCUGGGUUAAUGUAAUGGUAACCAUUAAAAUAUACAACAGGCGCAUGUAUGAGGCCUAAAUAAAUAAUAACUGUUUGUCGUAGGUGAAAUUCGCCGCGGUUUUCCAGUAUGAUGUUCUACACGCAGCUUUUCACCUCCAAGCGAGGCCAUUUAGCCAAAAUCUGGUUAGCAGCCCACUGGGAGAGAAAACUCACAAAGGCCCAUGUGUUUGAGUGCAAUUUAGAAAACACCGUCAGAGACAUAAUAUCCACAAAGAUGAAAAUUGGUCUGCGGACAUCUGGUCAUCUCCUCCUGGGAGUGGUUCGGGUCUACUCCAGAAAAGCAAAGUAUCUCCUAGCAGACUGCAAUGAUGCUUUGGUUAAAAUUAAAAUGGCAUUCAGACCAGGUCAGACUGAUUUGCCCUUAGAGGGCCUUGAGGCCACAUUAAAAGCCAUUACAUUGAUUGAGGAUUUCACUGACUUUGAUACCCAGCUGCCACACCCAAGUGACAUAGAUGUGGUGGACCACUUUUCACUGAACCAGAGUCGAUCGGAGGAAAUAACUCUAAAGGAGGAUUUUGGAUUUUUGAUCUUAUCAGACAUUGGAAUAGAGUCUCAUGGCCAUCCGAGUGGGCUGCUGGAUGUAAGCUUCCACAGUUUGGCUUCACAUGAAGAUGCUUUUGGAGAUGAGGGCACCGGAUAUGAUCUUCUUGACUUUCUUGCAAACUCCAGUGAUUCUACAAGUUUGAUCCUACAAGAGCCUCAAAAUGAACAUCCACAGAGUUCUACAUCACAUUAUCAACAAGAUGCUGACAGAGGAGAUCCAGUGAAAAUGGAGACUCCAACUGUGAAUAUUACCACCCUGCUUGCUAAUGAAGAUGAGGCCUUCGCCCUUGAACCUGUGGCUAUCACUCCAAAUGCAGAGAAAAAGAGGGGGAAGAGGAAGCGCAAGCUGAUUGUAGACGAGACUAAGCAGCUGAACAACGAAGACAUCAGAGAGCAGCUUGCUGACUACUUGGAUCUGAUUGCUGCAAUGGAGAUGGCUCCACCGACCCGUCAGCUCAUGCAGUGGCAGGAGAGUGGAGGUGUAGAUAAACUGUUUGCGCAGCCAUGUUCCAGUGUAAUAAAUCCACAGAUAAAGGAGCUUUUUGCAAAGAGUAUUUUCCAGGGGAAAUAUCAUGUUGUGGAAGAAACUGAAGCAUUACGCCAGGAUGAACAAGAGGGUAAGAAGGUGUUAGAUGAAACAGCUCCUAAUCCUGAUUUCAUUCAGAGGGACAUAAGUGCACUCAUCACAGACAAUGUAAGUGUCUUAGAUUCAUCAGUUGAUCAGGAGAAAACCCACAACUCUGAUAUGACAAUCCUUGAUCACAUGGUCGAUAACUCACUGGAUUUGUCAGUGCAGGUUGAAAACAGGUCAGAGUUCACUCAUCCAGAUGUUCCAUCAGAAGACUCCAUGUUUGUUCAUCAGUCUAAUGAGGACAGUCUGUCUACUUCCGUCCACAUUCAGUCUAUGCUGGACAGCCAGGACUUUGAGGAGAAAAGGAUAACCAGGCAAGCACAGAAGCUCCUAAACACUCUGAAAAGCCAGAGCAACAAAGGCAACAAGUUCAGCCUGAAAACACUCUGUAAAGGGAAGACUUGCACUCAGGCUGCAUCCACUUUCUUCUGUCUCCUGGUUCUGAAAAAACAACAAAUGGUCAACCUGCACCAGAGCGCCCCCUACGAAGACAUCUUUGCAUCACCUGGACCCAAGUUCUUUGGGUCUUAAAAGGAAAAGCUGUAUUUCUAUCUUAACUUGGAUAAGUACCAUAAAUGUGCAUUGAUAUGUGAGCUUGAAUGACAUGAAAUAUAAUUUAUUCAAAAGGGUUCUUGGACUGGUGUUAAAAAUGUUUUCAAUGUUUGUGUUAUUGUGUGUUUCUCAAAAAUGUACAUGUUCUUGCUUGUU
Sphaeramia orbicularis (orbiculate cardinalfish) is the source of this 2084-nucleotide messenger RNA. It is a transcript of the gene rad21l1, whose product is annotated as RAD21 cohesin complex component like 1. Gene Ontology annotation, molecular function: chromatin binding; protein binding. NCBI's taxonomy places the organism in Eukaryota, Metazoa, Chordata, Actinopteri, Kurtiformes, Apogonidae. The transcript has 13 exons. Gene Ontology annotation, biological process: sister chromatid cohesion; replication-born double-strand break repair via sister chromatid exchange. The record is from RefSeq and is a predicted model, not a curated record. Gene Ontology annotation, cellular component: cohesin complex. The coding region runs from base 270 to 1907 and encodes 545 amino acids.